GGCGCCACCAUGAGAGACACCCACAGACGCCACGCACGUCUCUCCCGGCUCGGUCGCCUCUGUCCCCUGGCUGCCCGGCUCUUCUCCCACGCUUCUGGGCGCGGGUGUCCCCGAUCUCCAGCUCCUCGCCCACCGCCCCUCAGGACCUCCUGGUGCUUCCGGUCUUGCCCGCCCGCCACCCCUUCCACUUGAGGCCUUUGCCCCUCUCCCCAGACAGGGGUCUUUGGUCGCUUCCUCUCCAGUUCUUACUUGUCCUCGACCCCCCUGCCGCCCCCGCCCCCCAGAUCACUGCGCGCCCCCUCCUCGUCCCCCCGCAGACCCUCUUUUCUGCCUCACUUUUCGCAUUCUGAAGUUCUCUCCGCCCCUGGCCCUCGGUCACCUUCGCCCCGCCCGGCUCCGCCUGGGCAUCCUGCCCGCCGGGCUUCCAGCCUCAGUUUCCUUCCCGUCCGACUCCUUCCUCUGCUGGCCCUUCCCCGAGGGCGGAUGUGCGCCGGGAAGGCGAGGCCGCUGCUGGCCCGGAGGAUCCCGGCUCAGCCCCGCAGGUCCAACCAUGCGACGCCCGGGGCGAGGCCUCGGCUGGGCCCCCACGACCCAGGAGCUCUGGAGCCCCAGGACCAUGGAUGCUCGCAAUAGGACCCUGGUCGGCCCUGGAUGCAAGACCCAGGCCGUGGUGCAGAAAGGACCCUUGGACCUGAUUGAGACAGGCAAGGGGCUGAAAGUGCAAACGGACAAACCCCACCUGGUGAGCCUGGGCAGCGGGCGGCUCAGCACUGCGAUUACCCUCCUGCCGCUGGAGGAAGGGAGGACAGUGAUUGGCUCUGCAGCCAAGGACAUCUCCCUGCAGGGUCCAGGCCUGGCUCCAGAGCACUGCUACAUCGAGAAUCUGCGGGGUACCCUCACCCUCUACCCUUGCGGAAAUGCCUGCGCUAUCGAUGGGCUCCCAGUUCGACAGCCAACCCGACUCACUCAGGGCUGCAUGUUGUGCCUGGGUCAGUCCACCUUUCUCCGCUUUAACCAUCCGGCUGAAGCCAAGUGGAUGAAAAGCAUGAUUCCAGCGGGGAGCCGGGCCGCGGGGCCCCCCUACGGCCCUGGCUCUGGUAGGUACCCAGCCGAAUCGGAAAGUCUGGUGAAUGGGAACCACACCCCACAGCCUGCCACCCGGGGACCCUCGGCCUGUGCCAGCCACAGCUCCCUGGUGAGCUCAAUUGAGAAGGACUUACAAGAAAUCAUGGAUUCACUGGUGCUAGAGGAGCCUGUAGCUGCUGGCAAGAAGCCUGCUGCAACCUCCCCACUGUCGCCGAUGGCCAACGGCCGUUACCUGCUCUCCCCGCCAACCAGCCCCGGCGCCAUGUCUGUGGGCUCCAGCUACGAGAACACCUCUCCAGCCUUCUCGCCGCUGUCCUCACCAGCCAGCAGUGGAAGCGGUGCCAGCCACUCACCCAGCGGGCAGGAGCCAGGACCUUCGGUGCCCCCGCUUGUGCCUGCUCGUUCUUCCAGCUACCACCUAGCCCUGCAGCCCCCACAGUCCCGUCCCAGUGGUGCCCGCUCCUCGGACAGCCCCCGGCUGGGCAGGAAAGGGGGUCAUGAGAGGCCUCCCAGCCCUGGUCUCCGGGGCCUGCUGACUGACAGCCCUGCAGCCACCGUCUUGGCAGAGGCUCGCAGGGCCACUGAGAGCCCCCGGCUGGGUGGGCAGCUGCCUGUAGUGGCUAUUAGCCUGAGUGAAUACCCAGCUUCCGGGGCCCGCAGCCAACCCACCAGCAUUCCUGGCAGCCCCAAGUUCCAGCCUCCAGUCCCUGCUCCCCGCAACAAAAUCGGCACACUCCAGGACCGCCCUCCCAGCCCUUUCCACGAGCCUCCGGGGGCCGAGCGGGUGCUGACAACCAGCCCCUCGCGCCAGCUGGUAGGCCGAACAUUUUCGGAUGGGUCUUCCACCCGAACCCUGCAGCCUCCUGAGAGCCCCCGCCUGGGCCGGCGGGGCCUGGACAGCAUGCGAGAGCUCCCUCCCUUGAGCCCAUCUCUGUCACGACGGGCUCUCUCCCCACUGCCUGCCCGGACCACCCCAGAUCCCAAACUAAGCAGGGAAGUGGCAGAGAGCCCGAGGCCCCGCCGCUGGGCUGCCCACGGGACUUCUCCAGAGGACUUCUCCCUGACGCUGGGGGCGCGGGGCCGCAGGACACGGAGUCCCUCACCCACACUGGGGGAGUCCCUGGCACCCCGCAAGGGCAGCUUCAGUGGCCGGCUGAGCCCAGCCUACAGUCUGGGCUCUCUUACUGGGGCUUCGCCUCGCCAGAGCCCCCGGGCCCAGAGGAAGCUCUCCAGUGGGGAUUUGCGGGUUCCUGUCAUGCGGGAUCGGAAAAAUAGCAUCACAGAGAUCAGUGACAAUGAGGAUGACCUCCUGGAGUACCACCGGCGGCAGCGCCAAGAACGGCUCCGGGAGCAGGAGAUGGAGAGGCUGGAGCGCCAGCGUCUGGAGACCAUCCUGAACCUGUGUGCUGAGUAUAGCCGGGCUGAUGGGGGCCCUGAGGCCGGGGAGCUGCCCAGCAUCGGAGAGGCCACUGCCGCAUUGGCACUGGCGAGCAGGAGGCCCUCGCGAGGACUUGCAGGGGCCAUUGUGUCCUCUGGGCGGGGCGGCGAGGAGCCUGGAGGUGCCACCCAGCGCCUGUGGGAGAGUGUGGAGCGCUCAGACGAGGAAAAUCUCAAGGAGGAGUGCAGCAGCACAGAGAGCACCCAGCAGGAGCAUGAAGAUGCGCCUAGCACCAAGCUCCAGGGAGAGAUCCUAGCCCUGGAAGAGGAGCGGGCUCAGGUGCUGGGCCAUGUGGAGCAGCUCAAGGUCCAUGUGAAGGAGCUGGAGCAGCAGCUGCAAGAGGCAGCCAGAGAGGCUGAAAUGGAGCGGGCGCUGCUGCAGGGGGAGAGGGAGGCAGAGCGGGCACUGCUGCAGAAGGAGCAGAAGGCAGUGGACCAGCUGCAGGAGAAGCUGGUGGCCUUGGAGACGGGCAUCCAGAAGGAGAGGGACAAGGAGAGGGCGGAGCUGGCCGCGGGACGGAGGCACCUGGAGGCCCGCCAGGCGCUGUACGCCGAGCUCCAGACGCAGCUCGAUAACUGCCCCGAGUCAGUGCGGGAACAGUUACAGGAGCAGCUGAGAAGGGAAGCAGAGGCCCUGGAGACCGAGACAAAGCUCUUCGAAGACUUGGAGUUCCAGCAGCUGGAGCGGGAGAGCCGCGCGGAGGAGGAGCGCGAGCUGGCGGGCCAGGGGCUGCUGCGGAGUAAGGCAGAGCUGCUGCGCAGCGUGGCCAAGAGGAAGGAGCGCCUGGCCGUCCUGGACAGUCAGGCUGGGCAGAUCCGGGCCCAGGCCGUGCAGGAGUCCGAGCGUCUGGCCAGGGAGAAGAACGCCUCCCUGCAGCUGCUGCAGAAGGAGAAGGAGAAGCUGACCAUGCUGGAAAGGAGAUACCACUCACUCACAGGGGGCCGGCCGUUCCCGAAGACCACCUCGACCCUCAAAGAGGCUCAGCUCUUCAUCUCCGAGUCCUCAGAGAUGGGGCUGGGGACCAUGGCUCUGGGCCUGUUCUCGGGGUCUUCUCAGGCGGGGGUGUCCUCUGUCUCCUUAACCCCACCUGCUUCUACUCCGCUGUGCCCCAAAGUACAAGAGUACGUGACGCUUGAGCAGCUAAAGGUGAUGUGGGGCACCUCACCCGUGCCCCCAGCCCCCGCGCCAGGCUGGCCUCCCUGGGCCUCUGCCUCCCGGGACCUGGUUCCCACCACCUGCCUUCCUCCUGUGCUGCCCUCCUCCUCCUCCUUCGCUUCCAUCACGCCUUCACCCAAGAUGGAGAAGCUGCUGCUCCCUGCUGUAGACUUAGAGCAGUGGUACCAGGAGCUGAUGGCCGGGCUGGGGACUGGCCCUGCUGCAGCCUCCCCUCGCUCUUCCCCCCCACCUCUGCCUGCCAAAGCUUCCCGUCAGCUGCAGGUUUACCACUCCAAGAUGGAUGGCGAAGCCACAAGCCCGCUGCCCCGGACCCGCAGCGGCCCCCUCCCCUCCUCGUCCGGCUCCUCCUCCUCCUCCUCCCAGCUCAGUGUGGCUACCCUGGGCCGCAGCCCCUCCCCAAAGAGUGCCCUGCUAGCCCAGAACGGCACAGGCAGCCUUCCUCGCAACCUGGCAGCCACGCUGCAGGACAUUGAGACCAAGCGCCAGCUGGCCCUGCAGCAGAAGGGGCAGCAGGUGAUUGAGGAGCAGCGGCGGCGGCUGGCUGAGCUGAAGCAGAGAGCGGCGGCCGAGGCGCAGUGCCAGUGGGACGCCCUGCACGGGGCAGCGCCCUUCCCCGCCCUGGUGCACCACUCCAUUCUGCACCACCUGCCGGCUGGCCGGGAACGAGGAGAGGAAGGCGAGCACGCCUACGACACGCUGAGCCUGGAGAGCUCGGACAGCAUGGAGACCAGCAUCUCCACUGGGGGCAACUCAGCCUGCUCCCCUGACAACAUGUCCAGUGCCAGUGGCCUGGACAUGGGCAAGAUUGAGGAGAUGGAGAAGAUGCUGAGGGAAGCUCACGCGGAGAAGAGCCGGCUCAUGGAGUCCAGGGAGCGCGAGAUGGAGCUGCGGCGGCAGGCCCUGGAGGAGGAGCGGCGGAGGCGGGAGCAGGUGGAACGGCGGCUGCAGAGCGAGGGUGCCCGGAGGCAGCAGCUGGUGGAGAAGGAGGUCAAGAUGCGGGAGAAGCAGUUUUCCCAGGCACGGCCUCUGACCCGCUACCUGCCGAUUCGGAAGGAGGACUUUGACUUGAAGACCCACAUCGAGUCGUCAGGCCAUGGCGUGGACACCUGCCUGCACGUGGUACUCAGCAGCAAGGUCUGCCGCGGCUACUUGGUCAAGAUGGGUGGCAAGAUCAAAUCAUGGAAGAAGCGCUGGUUUGUCUUUGACCGGCUCAAGCGUACCCUUUCCUAUUAUGUGGACAAGCACGAGACGAAGCUGAAGGGGGUCAUCUACUUCCAGGCCAUCGAGGAAGUGUACUACGACCACCUGCGCAGCGCGGCCAAGAAGAGGUUUUGCCACUUCACUAUGGUGACCGAGAGCCCGAAUCCAGCUCUCACCUUCUGCGUGAAGACCCACGACCGGCUGUACUACAUGGUGGCCCCGUCUGCAGAGGCCAUGCGCAUCUGGAUGGAUGUCAUCGUCACAGGGGCUGAGGGCUACACUCAGUUCAUGAACUGACUGUCAUGGGCCUCUCGGACCCCCUCCCCCAGCCCUAGGACCCCUGCCUGGCACCUGUUGCUGUGCUCACCCUGGAGAUAGAGCCACGCAGUGGGAACCAGCCUCACAGAGGCAGGGCGUACCGAGCGCCACCGGGGCUUUCGUGCAAGAAGACUUCAUAGUACUCUGUAAGGAGCUCAGUCCUGCGAGGUUCUGGGCUCAGAAGAGGGAAGCUGGGGAGGGCGUGUGCUGGCUCCUGGGAGCCCAGGACCUGUGAGAUCUGUUCAAGGUUGUGCCUGGGCCCCGGGGCUGAAGAGCUGUCUGAGAAUGCCUCAGCUCGGACCUGGUGCCUGCUCUCCCCAGCCUGUUUCCUCUUCGUAAAGGACGAAUUAUGGUACCAGAAUCUGCCAAAGAUCCCCUCUCGCCUCACCCCCUCGAGGGGCUGAGCAGAGCCACAUCUGGAGUUGGGCAGCGGCUCAGGCAGCGUGCUCUGCCCUGCCCUUCUCCCCCAUUUAUACUUUUUAUUACUCGGCCCAAAGGCCAGAGACCUCAAGCGUCAGCCUUGAGGUCCCAGCCCCAUCCUCUUGUUGGAGACCCAUCUCUCUGGUCUCCAUGGUGACUUCUCCAUUGCCAUGGUAACAUAGUACUAAUUGCCACUGCUCCGCAGCUCAGCCCACUGCUUCAGCCGUGGGCCAUCUGAGGGUACGUGCCGUCAACUCUCCAGCCCAGCCCCAUGGGCACCUCGUGUGGGGGAAGGGACGAACACCUGCUCCCUGCCGGUGUCUCCCGCCCUGACGCACGGCCUGCUGCCCCCCGACUCACCUCUCCCUUCCACUGUGCCUUGCUUAGAGCCAGAAGGGAAGAUGCUGGCGAUCCCUAGCCAGAGGAGCAGUGCGGUGCACAGGAGAGGAAGCUAAAAGGGCCGUCCUCGGGUGCUGACAGAAAGGGAGGGUUGCUCAGCACUCAGCCGAAAGCCUGCGCAGGGGGGAGCUGCAGACGGAGGGCUCCGCGUUCCCGCCGCCUCCCCCUUCUGCCUCCGAAGGGUGAUGGAAAAGGAGAGCGGAGGACCAGGCCUCAGCUGUCUGGCCUCAGCCCUUCGCGCCUUAACACUAAGUCCACCUCCCCUGCCCUUGUCCCCAGCACUGGCCCCGGACUACCUGGGCCCGGGCUGGGUGUUUUUCAGUAUUUGUAAGCAUUUCAGCCGAACAAUAAAGCAUUUGGACUAUGUA
Molecule: messenger RNA, 6405 nt
Organism: Chinchilla lanigera (long-tailed chinchilla)
Lineage: Eukaryota; Metazoa; Chordata; Mammalia; Rodentia; Chinchillidae
Gene: Phldb1
Product: pleckstrin homology-like domain, family B, member 1
Exons: 26
Coding region: 551-5197 (1548 amino acids)
Biological process (GO): regulation of microtubule cytoskeleton organization
Cellular component (GO): basal cortex
Molecular function (GO): protein binding
Source: RefSeq, a predicted model, not a curated record